Molecule: messenger RNA, 1266 nt
Organism: Galdieria sulphuraria
Lineage: Eukaryota; Rhodophyta; Bangiophyceae; Galdieriales; Galdieriaceae
Exons: 2
Coding region: 34-1194 (386 amino acids)
Source: RefSeq, a predicted model, not a curated record
AAUUCGUUGUUUGUGGUUUCAACACAUGAAACGAUGACAUUAAGCGACGAAGCCAAAUUUUUGGAGUGGAUCGAUAACUUGUAUAGUUAUCUGAAGAAUAGAAGCUUAAGUCUCUCAGAGACUCUUAAUAUCGUUGCCAAUCAGUGGAUAGAAUAUUUUGCUAAACAGCACUGUCCAAACAUUUCUUGUGCCACACUUAGUCGGUUAUCUCACGUUAGCACGCUGUUGUUAGAAAGGUGUAAGCAGUCCAGUUGCCUUCAUACUAAUAAUUUGAUUCUGUUGCGUAAAGUUUUGGCCAUUUGGCGAAACAGUUGUCGUAGCGUUGACAUGAGAACGUUUUUAAUGGACAGUGGCUUUGUUGACAAACUUGUGAGUGACUUGGAAACUUUAUUGGAGGGAGAAGGGCUGAUUUUGGUUCGGGUCGUGUUACAAUUACUUGCCAAUGUGACCAAUGAUAAAAGGAGGCCUUUGUGUUUAUGGAGAAAUGAUACAAAGACACCUCAUAGGUUUUAUCAAUUAUUGUUGAUGUCAGCGAAGAAAGAAUAUGACCGAAAUCCAGGAGAUUGCACACUCUUGCUUGCAUUCAAUAUGCUAUGGAAUAACCAGUUUUGCUAUCUAGUGACAUCGGAAUCCUUUGUUUCGUUAAUAGACGACAAUAGCUUUUGGAGUACAUUUUUAGGUUGGAUACAGCACCACUUUUGUUCCACAAGAGACCACAACUGUGAUGGUUUAUACUGGUUAUUUGUGAUGAUGGAAAAGAUGGCGGAGAACGAUGUUCUUUGCAAGUGCCUUUUUGGUAGUAAUAAUCAUCUUGCCAAUAGUAAACAACUUCAUAUGGAUCAUAGCGAAUGCAACGUGAGUAUGGAAGACAUGACCCUUUUUCCCUUUGUUUCUAUUUUACGUGAUGCUUUACUGGUUGGAGAGCAGUCCAUUGUGUUAUCUUUAUCGGAUAUUUGUGGUUUUUGUAUGUACUUUCAACAUUUUUGUUGUCAUCGCAUAGUUGAUGGCAGUCAUGUGGCAUGGUUAGAGUUGAUUGCAGUCAUAUUGGCAGAUCAUUUUUCAACGUCAAUGCCAAUCUAUGAAAAGGAAUAUCUCGUUUCCGUGGUAGAUGGUUGUUGCUAUGUUCUACGCCUAUUGCAAGAAGACUCUAGUUGGAUGUGUUUGGGGGACAAAAUAAUCAACAAUAUCUUGUAACAUUGUUAAAACAAUGGCAAUUGGAUACUGAAGCUCCCUUGAGUUUUGAAUGGACUGUGUUUCUGUUUCGAC